CAACGCGACCCCCAGCCCCAACGCACACACUUUUCCACAGACACCGUGUAUUGUCAGAUCUCUCUGAAUUACUCUCUUUGUCUCUCAGUAAUUUGCACCUUUUUGCCAAGUAAACUUGGAUAAGGGAAAGAACACAAAUGUCGGAAGUCAAAGAUCCAGCGAUAAAGCUGUUUGGGAAGACGAUUCCGUUACCAGAGAUUUCGGCGACGGCGGCCGCCGAGGGCGGCGGAGCUCAUCUAACUACAUGUUCUGAUUUUCCUGGUGAUGAUGGGCCUACUCAAGGCCAUCCUUCUUCGCCCAAUUCCUCGCAUGAUGAGGAUAAUAUGAGCAGAGCUGGAGAAGAGCAAGACCCAGAGAAGGAUCAGCCGGAAAGGAAACUUAUUGAUCCUAAAGAUGAGGGUGGAACCCAACCUUUGACUUCAGAGCAGUUACCAGAUAGAUAUGCAACGUCAGCAACACAAAAGAACUCAGAAAUAUCAGCUUCUGAUGAUGAUAAUGCGGCUGUGAAAAGUAUGGAGACUGGAGAAGAACAGAAUGAGACAAGUAACUCACAAGAGAAGACCCUAAAGAAACCAGACAAAAUACUUCCAUGUCCCCGCUGCAAUAGCAUGGACACCAAGUUCUGUUAUUACAAUAAUUACAAUGUCAACCAACCCCGGCACUUCUGCAAGAACUGCCAGAGAUACUGGACAGCUGGUGGAACCAUGAGGAAUGUGCCUGUUGGUGCUGGUCGCCGGAAGAACAAACACUCGGCCUCCCACUACCGUCACAUAAGCGUCUCAGAAGCUCUUCAGAAUCCCCGAGCAGAUAUUCCAAAUGGACUUCACCACCCUACUCUGCAACCCAAUGUUGGCGAAAAUGGUGAAGAUCAUUCUAGUGGAUCUUCAGUCACUGCUGCAAGUUCAAUGGAUGAGGUUGGUAAAACUGUGCUGCCCGACCCAAUGAUGCCGAACUGUCAGAGCUUUCCACCUCAGGGACCAUGUUUUACCGGGCCUCCUUGGCCUUACCCAUGGAAUUCAGCUCAGUGGAGCUCUCCAGUAUCCUCGCCUGCUUUCUACCCUGCUGGCUUUCCUAUGCCAUUCUACCCUGCAGCACCUUAUUGGGGUUGUACUGUGCCAGGAACUUGGAACCUCACUUGGGUCACCCAGCCUCCUAUGUCUCAAAACCAGAUGGCCCCUCCUCCAGGGCCCAAUUCUCCAUCCUUGGGGAAGCAUUCAAGGGAAUACGACAUGCUUAAAUCAACCAACGAACACAAAGAAGGGCCACAAAAAGAGAGUGAUCCUGAGAAGUGCCUUUGGGUUCCAAAAACUUUGAGGAUUGAGGACCCUGGAGAAGCUGCAAGGAGCUCUAUAUGGGCGACACUGGGGAUUAAACAUGAUACAGCAGAUUCUAUUCGCGGAGGAGGUCUCUUUAAGGCUUUCCAAUCAAAUGGUGACAAAAAGAAUCACACAGAAACCUCUACGGUAUUACAAGCCAAUCCAGCAGCAUUGUCGCGAUCGCUAGACUUUCAUGAGAGUGCGUAAGUGGAUGGCUGGAAAAGCUUUGUGAAUGAUACAUAAUGGUGGCAACGGAAGCACAAAGACUUUUUAGUUCAUGUGAAUUCGCUCUGAAUUUUAAUGUCAUAUUGUGACUUCACCAGGCCUGAUUAGCCAGCCACUCUUUAGAAGAAUCAGUUCUCGAUGGACCAACUGGGAAAAGCAGACAAGAGACUCCUGUUUGCUAAUAGAAAAGAAACUCCUGUGACAUAAAUCUCAAGAGAAGGGAGAUAGAAUUCGUUGGCUGAGGUAACAACUGAUUUCUACUUGUCUUUGGGUGGAAGUUCAAAUAGCUUCUUUUUGAUCUCAAUUAGAUGUUACGCUGAGUUCUUAGUGCAUGUACAUAUUCUUAUUUGAAGUAUUAAGAGCAUAAACAGAUUCCCAUAUGCAGUAAAAUAAAUUUGGUAAUAAAACUCAAGCAUUUCUCCUUGAAC
This is a messenger RNA of Ilex paraguariensis (yerba mate), 1969 nucleotides long. Lineage: Eukaryota; Viridiplantae; Streptophyta; Magnoliopsida; Aquifoliales; Aquifoliaceae. The record is from the annotation of a GenBank genome assembly.